Messenger RNA from Chelonoidis abingdonii (Abingdon island giant tortoise), 1449 nucleotides. The record is from RefSeq and is a predicted model, not a curated record. NCBI's taxonomy places the organism in Eukaryota, Metazoa, Chordata, Testudines, Testudinidae.
CCUAUCCAUUUGAAUUUAUUCAGGAUUGUACUCUGAGGCUUUGGGAAUACAAAAGUGGAAAAGAAGUGCACUGCUGUCAUCUAAACAGUUUGAAUAAGACUGAGGAAACCAAAAAUGACAAGAAAUACACCGUGUCGAGAAUAGCCUAUUGUUGUCAAGGAAAUUACAUUGCCAUUUUAUGUGACUGUAUUCCCACAGUUUACAUCUUCCAGCUUGAUGCUGCUACCCAGCUGUUAAAUUACAGACACCAAAUCUCUUUGAAGCAUAAAGGCUGGGACAUUGCAUUUGAGGAAACAGGUGGGCUCUGGAUACUGCAGAAAGACAGAGAAGCAUCACUUCUACUCUACAGGCCUGUGGAUGGACAUUGGCAGCCCGUCGCUGAUGACAAAGGAUUAAUGAAAAUGUCAAAAUACCUGCACGACAACUGGACAAUGUUCGAAGGUUCUGUUGAGACAGAAAGUUGCUACAGCAGUCUUUACAAGGCCUCAUUCGACAACAUGGCUAUCUAUCUACAAAAGAAAGAGGAAAGACUACAGCAGCAGCAGAAGAAAAGAAAAGAGCUGCAGCAUGAAUCUAAUAAACAAACUAAAAAGAUCAGAACAAGAGAAUCAUGCUAACCAUUAAUUGCACCAUUUGCUUGUAACUUCUACAACACUGAAAGAAACCGAUAUAAGCCCUGAACUUUUUUUUUUAAGCAAAGUGAAUAACUGACAAACAUCAGCAUUCAGUUUGCAUGUCAGAUAGGGAACAGCUUUAAUGAAUCAGGUUAAUUUUCUUGUAAUGACAAUAUCCUGCUUGCAACAGAUAUUGUAUUUACUGUAUAUAUUGUUCCUUGCCAUUUGUUCUAUCCCAACAGUUGGAUACCUUAGUACUGGUAAUGCAGUUUAGGUAAUCUGAAGCACAAUAUCUUCAUAUUGAGAGAGUGCUUUACUUGGAGAAUGGGAUUUCUCUUAUCUACUGGACUCCACGUAUAACCUACUUUGGGGCUGGUUUCCAAAAGAAGAAAGUGUGCUAAUUAGAAGUUGACAGGUAUUUUAGUUUUUGUUUUAGACAGUUCAUUUAAUAUGGCAGCCUAUAAAAGGAUAAUCAUGAAAAGUUAGUCUCUUAAAAAACAUUUUAAAAUACAAUAUAUAAGGCUGUAACUGGCAGGCCUUUAUCAAUUUAUUUUUAUGCUUAAACUACAGAUUCUGUUAUGAAUUCUGUGUUAGUACUUAAUCCAGCACUGUUUACUCAGAGCAGUGCAGGACUAAAUUUUACAUACUGUAAAGCAGCAAAAGGUGUCAACUAAACCCCAAUGCCAUGGGAAGAAGACUGGUUUGCUGCGUUCUGACUUUUCACCUUAUCUGUAGAAAUGGUUUCAGAAGACCCAGUGCAAUAUUAUGUUGUGUGUUCUGCUUUUUGCGACAGAAGCGUCAUUUGAUGCUAGCUAAGAAAUAAAAAUCUUGACUA